Triticum aestivum (bread wheat) is the source of this 1680-nucleotide messenger RNA. RefSeq lists its product as uncharacterized. The transcript has 4 exons. Lineage: Eukaryota; Viridiplantae; Streptophyta; Magnoliopsida; Poales; Poaceae. Bases 1 to 1566 code for a protein of 521 amino acids. The record is from RefSeq and is a predicted model, not a curated record.
AUGAGGGGAGAGGAGAGGUUGCGAGCGGCGUGGUGUGAGGGAGAUGAGGAGAGAAGUCCGUGGUGGCGAGGUCUGAUGAGCGGCGUCGGCGACGAUGUGGGUGGGGCGGCGAGGUCGGGGAGGAAUGAAUCGGUUAACAUUCUUGACCGUCUCAAUGUCCGUGAGGCUGCAAGAACCAGCAUCCUGUCCAGACGGUGGAUUCAGCUCUCUGCCAAGCUGUCUCGGCUUAUAAUAAGCGCUCUGGACUUCCUGCCAAAGGGUGUGUCGUGCACCAGCAUAUCUGAUGAUGAAUUGGUCCGCAUCAAUGCAGCUGUGUUUCAAGCGACAGAUAGCAUAUUGACACGCAGAAAUCCUGGAGAGCACACCAUCCACCUUCUAUCCACAACGUUCUACUUGAGAGACGAUGUCCCCAUAUCCAUUGGGCGUGCUGUUGGCCAUGCCAUGGCGGCACACUUGGUUGACAAUGUCAAAUUCAGUGUUAUGACAGGGAAGUAUGAGAUCAUUGACAUAGCUGAGGAUGAUCUGGUCACCUCCGCGAGAAAUUUCAUGUUCUUCUUUGAUGCCUGUCCAAGUGCAUUUGGUGGUUUCACUACCCUUGACCUAGAGAAUUUGAGAUUUGGGGAAUCAGACAUAUCCAACGUCCUCAUCACUUGCAAGUGCUUGAGGCAUCUGCGUUUGUUCAAUUGUGACUCUGGUGUUUGCAGCACGCUGCAAAUUGAACACGCUCGUCUCAAGGAGCUUAGUAUAGUCCAAUGUAUGGUUGAACGAGUUGAGCUGAGGUGGCUCCCUCAACUCACAACGAUGGUCUUUGAAGGUUGGCUACAAUUCCAAGAUCCACUGUUCAUUGGUCAUGUCCCAUUGCUGGAGGUUGUAAGCCUCACAAAUCUUGCCCUUCGUUACGACAAGACGGUGUUCUUAAGUGAGUUUCUUAGCGGUAGCUCUAUACGAGAUCUGAAGUUGGCAUUUAAUUCUGAAAAGAUUUGGGUGCAGCCAGAAUUUCCGACGCCAUGUCUAGCAUUUGUUUUCAGCCAACUAAGGUUUGUGAAUUUACUUCAUCUUCCUGAAGGGCAUGAUCUCACCUGGACAAUGUAUAUUCUUGAAGCUGCACCCUUACUGAAGGAGCUAUACAUGACGGUAUGGGAUCAUGCGUGCAAUAUGGAAAUGGACGAGACGAAGAGGAAAGAAGAAGCAUAUAGUGAGGACAAGGGUGUAGAGUGGGAAUUGGUCGCAGCAGAUUUCCAACACCACAGUUUGGUCACACUCGUCAUUUUUGGCUUUGAAUCUGAAGAUUGCUUUGUGAGUUAUGUGAGACGUGUUCUGGUGGCGGCCGUCAAUCUAGAGGAUGUCUUCUUGUAUAGCGGGUUGAAGUAUCGCAGUUGCCCGGACAAGAAGAAGCUUGUCAGGUACCCCUGGACUGAAUGGCAGAGGAUCUCCCUGAAUGAGAGACUCACCGCUGGGAUCGAGUCGGGUGCCAUAUUGCACUAUGGUGAGAUGAGGCCUGGUCAUCUAGCAAAAAUGGAGCACCCAAAGUGCUCAAUGCUCAAGGCAAAAAGGGGUUUUGCGUGAUGCUAAAAGGUGUUUGAUUUUACAGUAGUGAAGUGUGUUACAAGUGUUGUUAUCUUUGGUUGAGAGCUUGUUUCGGUGUUUCUUUUUACCUCUAAAAUGGCACAUAUGGAGGAC